AUGAAAUGUAUUGAAUGUUUUGAAAAUAUAGAAGAUUUUGAUGAAAAUAUAUCAAAUAGCUCUAUAAAAGGAAUCGACAAUGUUAUUGUAAGUAAAAAAGAAAAAUCUUUAUUAUUAUCUAAUAAAGAUACUUUAAUUAUCCGUAAUUAUAAAGAGGGCUUAUCUAAUAUUAAUAAUGAAUCAUAUAACAUAUUAUCUAUAGGUAAUUCUGGAAGAAAUAAGAAGGAAACUAUUAUUAAUAAUAUAGAAAAAGUAUAUAAUAGAAAUGUUGUGAAUAAUAUAUAUUCAUCUGAUUUACUAAAUAGAUAUUAUAAUAAGCAAAAGAAUCAUAAUUUAUUACAUUUAGAGCCUAGUGGUAAAUUAUACAAAAAUAAUGAGGAAUAUUUUAAAAUGGCUUUACGAUAUGAUCCAGAAAAAAAUGAAGAUAAUAAAAAAGAUGAUGUAUGUAUACAAAAUGAAAAUAAUGAUAAUAUAAGUAAUGUAAUAGAUGAUGAUUAUUUUUUGAAGUAUUCUAAAUUUUUCAAUAGUAAAUUGAGACCUAAAAAUUUAGAUGAAAUAUUAAAAAUGUUAAAGGAGAAUUUUCUUCCAAAUGAUGAUGAUAAUAUAAUAUUUAUAACAUCAGGAGGUACUAAAGUUCCUCUUGAAAAGGUUGAUAUAAGAAAUAUUGAUAACUUUUCCACGGGAAGAAGAGGAGCACUUAUGUGUGAAUAUUUUUUAAAAAAAAAUAAGAAAGUAAUUUUUUUACAUAGAAGAGGUUCUCAUUUACCAUUUGAAUAUCAUUUAAAUGGUGUAGCAAAUUUUAAUAAUUUAAAUCUUAUAGAUAAUAAUAUUAUUACUUUUAAUUUGAAGGAAGAUGAAAAAUUAAACCUAAUAAAUAAUAUAAAGAAUUAUGAGAAAUAUAAGGAGAAUCUUUUUACUGUUGCUUUUGAUACUAUAUUUGAUUAUGGUUAUUAUUUAUUAGAAAUUGGAAAAUUAUUAAAUUAUAAUAUGAAAAAAAGAUAUGAGAAAUAUUUUAAUAUUAAAAAGGAUUUUGAUAAUAAAUUGGUAGAUGAUGUAUAUGCUAAAAACAUUUUAAAAGAUAUAGUUCAUUUAUUUUCAUCUUAUAAUAAUAUAUUAAAUUGUAAAUAUAAUAAGGAAGGAGGUUUUUAUGAAUUAUUACAAAAAUUGAUUUUAUUUAAAAAUCUACGUUUAGAAAAAUAUAAUAAUAACAAUAGAUGUUAUGAUUUACUAUAUUUUUUUAAAUAUAUAUUUGAUAUUUUAUAUGAUAUGAAUAAAAAGGAUCAAAUUAUAUUAUCAGACGAAGGUAUAAAAGAUAUUAUUGUAAGAGCAAAACUUUUCAUAAAUAAUAUUAAUGGUUAUGUGCAAAAUAUUAGCGAUGAUUAUAUUCUUAAUGAUAUAAAAGAUGUAAAAUAUAAUGUCAAUAAUAAUAAUAUGUAUAUAUAUGAAAAUAUAAAUAAUAUUAAUUUUUGUAAUUCCGUAAAUAUGAAUGGUAAAAUAAAUGAAAAUAUAUCUAAUGUUGUAAAUAAUAAAUCAGAUGAAUUUUUAUUUCCUUCCCAUUUAAUGAUAUUAUGUGCAGCUGCUAGUGAUUUUUAUAUUCCUUUUGAUGAAUUACUUGAUUUUAAAAUAGAUAGUAACAAUUGUCCUUUUCAAAUUGAAAUGCAUUUAACUCCUAAGUUUUAUAAAAUUACUUAUAAAUAUUUUCCAUUUUUAAAGCAUUGUAUAUUUAAAUUAGAAGAUCAGGACGAUGCACUUAUUAAAAAAUCAAAUGAACGACUACAACAUGCAGAUAUGUUAAUAGCAAAUAUAUUAACGCAGAGAAAUAUGUUUGUUUAUAUUUUUAAGAAGGAACAAGAAUAUUUCAAGUUAACUAAAUCGAAAGGAGAGCCAAUUGAAAAUAAUAUAUGUCGUGAAGUAUGUAAGCACUUUUCAAUAAUAUAA
Molecule: messenger RNA, 1938 nt
Organism: Plasmodium gaboni
Lineage: Eukaryota; Apicomplexa; Aconoidasida; Haemosporida; Plasmodiidae
Product: putative flavoprotein
Exons: 1
Coding region: 1-1938 (645 amino acids)
Biological process (GO): coenzyme A biosynthetic process
Cellular component (GO): nucleus; cytoplasm
Molecular function (GO): phosphopantothenate--cysteine ligase activity
Source: RefSeq, a predicted model, not a curated record